Molecule: messenger RNA, 1746 nt
Organism: Nomascus leucogenys (northern white-cheeked gibbon)
Lineage: Eukaryota; Metazoa; Chordata; Mammalia; Primates; Hylobatidae
Source: RefSeq, a predicted model, not a curated record
GCACCCAUAAUUCCCUCCCCCACAGGCGGCCCUUUCCUCGGGGUCCCGCCUGGUACCAGGGCCCCCCUCAGCUGGGGGACUGCGCCUGGAAGCUGUCAUGGAGGCCCUGCAGAAGCAGCAGGCAGCUCGGCUGGCCCAGGGGGUGGGGCCAUUGGCCCCUGCACGCCCGCUGCUGCCACCGCGGCCUCCCCUGCCUGACCACCGGACCCUACAGGCCCCUGAGGGGGCCUUGGGGGAGGUUGGGGCUGAGGAAGAGGAAGAUGCUGAAGAAGAUGAGGAGAAGGGGGAGGAAGCCGGGGCAGAGGAGGAGGCAGCUGAGGAGAGCCGUCCAGGGGCCCAGGGCCCCAGCUCGCCUUCUAGCCAGCCCCCUGGACUCCAUCCCCAUGAGUGGACCUACGAGGAACAAUUCAAGCAGCUGUAUGAGCUCGAUGCAGACCCCAAGAGGAAGGAAUUUCUGGAUGACCUGUUUAGCUUCAUGCAAAAGAGGGGGACGCCAGUGAACCGCGUGCCCAUCAUGGCGAAGCAGGUGCUCGACCUGUACGCUCUGUUUCGCCUGGUGACCGCCAAGGGCGGCCUGGUGGAAGUCAUCAACCGCAAAGUGUGGCGGGAAGUCACGCGCGGCCUCAGCCUACCCACCACCAUCACCUCGGCCGCCUUCACUCUACGCACCCAGUACAUGAAAUAUCUGUACCCGUACGAGUGCGAGACUCGAGCGCUCAGCUCCCCAGGGGAGCUCCAGGCCGCCAUAGACAGUAAUCGGCGCGAGGGCCGUCGCCAGGCUUACACCGCUACUCCGCUCUUCGGCUUGGCAGGGCCGCCCCCUCGGGGCGCUCAGGGCCCAGCCUUGGGUCCCGGCCCGCCCCCUCCGGCGACCCAGCCCAGCCCCGGCCCCGCCCAGGGCUCCGCCUCCGGCCUGCCAGCGCACGCAUGCGCUCAGUUGAGUCCAAGCCCUAUUAAGAAAGAGGAGAGUGGAAUUCCAACCCCUCGCCUGGCACUGCCUGUGGGCCUGGCAUUGGGACCUACACGGGAGAAAUUGGCACCAGAGGAGCCCCCAGAGAAGAGAGCUGUGCUGAUGGGGCCUAUGGACCCACCUCGACCUGGCAUGCCCCCCAGUUUCCUGCCCCGUGGCAAGGUUCCCCUGAGGGAAGAGCGGCUGGAUGGGCCUCUUAAUCUGGCAGGCAGUGGCAUCAGCAGUAUCAACAUGGCCCUAGAGAUCAACGGGGUGGUCUACACUGGUGUCCUCUUUGCCCGCCGCCAGCCUGUGCCAGCUUCCCAGGGUCCAACCAACCCUGCACCCCCACCCUCCACAGGUCCCCCUUCCAGCACCUUGCCCUGAGAGGUCCUACUUGAAACUAAGAGUCCCAGCCCCAUUGCUGAGGAGGGAGGAGACCCUCUGCUUUGAUUCUUUCUGGCUGCCCACUCUGGGACCCAGCCCUGGGAGGGGACCACACCUCCCAUGCCAUGUGGACUUAAAACCAAAGUUUCUUUUGAUGUUACACCUACCUCAUUGUAAAGGGAGGGCACCUCCUCCCUGGCCAAUUCCGGCAGCAUCUACCAAAGGGUUCUUCCUCCAGUAACCCCCAUCAUCUCCUCAUGUGUCCCUUCUGUCAAUAUCAUCUCUAGGACCCUACCCUUUUGAGUCAGCCCUGCUUCUCUUCAGGAGCCAAGUGAAAGUCUGGGUUGGGGUACUGUGAAAGAGACAUCCCUCAGGUCACAUCUAGACAAUAAAGCUGUGAUCCCUCCCUC